AUGGUUCCGAAAAAAGAUACCGCUGAAAUCAGUGGAAGAGAUAUAUGGGCAAAUGUAUGGAGUGGUGUAAGCUCGCUGCUGGAUUUUUUCGCAGUGUUGGAAAACCUAGGUGUGGUCAAUGAUAAGUUAUAUGUAAGUGGGAUAUUGAGGAAAAUUUGGCUGUGCUACUCCUGCGUUUCAGUGAUUAAGUGUGUGUGGAAAUUAAUAAAGUUGUGCAAGGUAAAAUUUAAGAUUGAUCAACGACUAAAUGGCCAGGGGAAUGGUCUAAUAAAGGAUAAAUUGGUAAAUUUCAAGAAAAAGUAUAACGAUCAAAUUAGACAUAUUACUGCCGCUCUACUCCAAGACUUGAGCUAUUUGAUGGUUUUGAUUUAUCCAGGAACGAGGUUAUUUAAAAGACUAUCUAACAUAAUAACACUUUGUAGAAUAAUUGUAUAA
Molecule: messenger RNA, 435 nt
Organism: Saccharomyces paradoxus
Lineage: Eukaryota; Fungi; Ascomycota; Saccharomycetes; Saccharomycetales; Saccharomycetaceae
Gene: PEX34
Product: Pex34p
Exons: 1
Coding region: 1-435 (144 amino acids)
Source: RefSeq, a predicted model, not a curated record